UUUUUCAGACUUAGAAUUAAAAUGCUACAAUCACUGCCAUGUUGUAUUUAAAUAUUGCAUUUUAACUCUUUAUCUCGGAUCUAAGAUGGUGCCAAGAAAAGAAAAUGGCGGAAGUGCGUCUGGCAGUAUUCGGUCCAGUGAAGACAGGUGUGAGCAGUCUCAAGCUGAUCAUGAACUUUUUCUUCAAGCGUUUGAAAAACCUACUCAGAUCUACAGAUACUUGAAGAUCAGAAAUAAACUCUCUCCAACAUUUCUCCACAGAAACUUGUCUUUCAUGAAGCAGAGAAUGAGUAGAACAAACCAAAAAAGAAAAACAUUUAAGGUGGAUAGUUUGCUUGAGACUAGGAAGGAGAAGGGUGAGGCGGAGGGGGUUCAGAGAGGAGCUUACAUCACCAUAACAUUCCUGGGCUUCUACGAUGCAAAGAGAAACGAAAAGUUAACUCCUAAAGUAAAGCUUGAUCUAUCCUUGAUCAAUUCAACGCACAAGAAAAGAAAAGAGUCAUCUAAACCCCAUGCUCUGAUACCCCUGGGAGCCGUAGAUGUUCCCGUUAAUCCAUCCGAAUCUAAUCCCCCCAGCAAGGCUCCUGCUCUAUCUAUCUCCUCCUACCACUUGGAUGGGAUACAAGUACCUGGAAACAGAUCUAGAACUUCAACAUUAGUUUUCAAGUUGUUUAUUCUUCAUCAAAUAUCACAACUUUUUGUUUUCUUAUUUUUAAAGAAAAAUUUAAACAUAAAUGCGGUUUAUUUAUAUUUCUGCUCUUCUGUUCAGAUUGGUCGGAUGCAUGAAACAGAUGCUGUUAGAUCAGCUGUCGCCGAGUUAACUGUUACAGAUAAACAUUCAAGACUUCAACUGACAGAGGGUGAAUAUGAGCUGAUAAUGAUGUAUGAAGAACAAGAGGAUAAAAGAUUUUCUCCUAAAAAAUCAGCUUCUUGGGAGCUGAUUGAUCUAGAUAACACAGAUAAGAGUGUGUGUGAUGAGUUCAACAAGUUCUCAACGAACUCUACCUUGAAAUUCAGACUCUCCUGGGCCUCGGAGUCUGCGGGUACAUUGGUAGAGAGGCCUAGACCUCUCAUGCCCAGACCGUGUUUUCAUUGUAUUAUUAUGGUGAAGAAGAAGGAGAAGAAAGAUGAAGGAAAGAUAGAAAAAGCACCAAGAAUAGUUUAUCAGUUCCUCUACAACAACAAUUCUAGGCAACUAACUGAGGCCCGAGAGGAUCUGCAUUGUCCUUGGUGUGGUUUAAACUGUGUAUUCCUUGUUUCUUUACUCAAACAUCUUAAACUCUCUCAUCAGCAACAUAGACCGUUUAUUCAAGUAUCUGUAUCUGUUCAUGAUAUUUGUUUUAAGCCGUUGCCAGACGCUGCUCGAAUAGACGUUUCAGUUUCAGACCUAUUUGACUCAACUUAUGUUGGAAACCCUCACGAUAUGAUUAGUCAACCUCCGGGAUACGCUUUCUCUAGGAAUGGUCCAGUACAGAGAACAUCUAUCACAAUCAUUCUGGUUUUUCGACCCAAGCGUUCUCCCCCGAGCCUCUCGGAGUUCUUAGAACUAGAGGAUAAUGAAAAUGGAACUUUUGAGAACCAACGCCCUUUUGUGUCGGGUCAUAAUAGACUUUAUCAUGACAGUACUACCUCGCUGCCUAUACCUCCUCACGCUAUUAUAAACAAUCAAGAUUUAGAGGAAGAGGACAGAACUGACCCUGAAUGGCUGCAGAUCAAGACGAGCAGGAUGAUUGAUGAUUUCACCGACGUGAACGAGGGGGAGAAGGAGUUUAUGAAGAUCUGGAACAAUCAUGUUCAGAAAUACACGUUUGUUGGUGAUGUGCAGAUGCCGCAAGCGCUUAAAAUAUUUAUUGAUGAGCGCGCUCAGUCUAUUGUGCAGAAGGGACUGUUUAGAAACUUCAUGCUUCACCUUGUGAAUUUGUUUGAGUUCGGGGUUAUCGGUUCUGCUCAUGUAUUCACAGUUAUGGUCAAAUUCCAGAAUCUGAUGCGGAGUCGGGGUCUUCAUCAUGAUCUACGCUGGGCUGGAAUAAGAAGUCUGAUUCCGACUGAGUCAGGAGAAAGUCGAAAACCGCGAAAGAAUUUCUCUGGAAUCUUUGUAAAAUCCAAAUAAAUGAAGAUUAAUUAGCAUUGUCAUAAAAUGCUCAGUGUUUAUAACUAUGAAUGAAAAUGGAUGCAU
This is a messenger RNA of Eurytemora carolleeae, 2176 nucleotides long. Its product is annotated as polycomb protein suz12-B. The record is from RefSeq and is a predicted model, not a curated record. The transcript is spliced from 23 exons. Gene Ontology annotation, cellular component: nucleus; ESC/E(Z) complex. NCBI's taxonomy places the organism in Eukaryota, Metazoa, Arthropoda, Copepoda, Calanoida, Temoridae. Gene Ontology annotation, molecular function: chromatin DNA binding. The coding region runs from base 86 to 2110 and encodes 674 amino acids.